AUGUCUCCUUAUAGGCUUGUAUAUGGAAAACUUUAUCAUUUGCCUGUUGAAAUCGAGCAUAAAGCCUAUUGGGCAAUCAAACAACUCAAUUUUAAUUCUAACCAAGCUGGUGAUUUGAGAAAAUUGCAGCUAGAGGAGCUUAGAAUGGAUGCUUAUGACAACUUAGACAACCCUAAGUUAUCUAAAGAACGCAUGAAAGCUUGGCACGAUAAGAAUAUUUACAGGAAGACUUUUGAGCCUAAUCAAUUUGUUUUUUUAUAUAACUCUAAGUUUCAUUUGUUUCCGAGAAAACUGCGGUCAAGAUGGAGUGGUCCAUAUGUGGUGAAAGCUGUUUUUUCUCAUGGAGCCAUUGAAAUAGUCAAUCCUCAAAAUGGAAAUACCUUCAAAGUAAAUGGUCAUCGGCUUAAACCUUUCAUUAUUCAAUUUUCACCUGAGGACUCCACUCUUCCCUUGCAAGAUCAACCCACUUGGUCUGCUGCAUAG
Molecule: messenger RNA, 483 nt
Organism: Juglans regia (Persian walnut)
Lineage: Eukaryota; Viridiplantae; Streptophyta; Magnoliopsida; Fagales; Juglandaceae
Exons: 1
Coding region: 1-483 (160 amino acids)
Source: RefSeq, a predicted model, not a curated record